This is a messenger RNA of Saimiri boliviensis boliviensis (Bolivian squirrel monkey), 1297 nucleotides long. RefSeq names its product craniofacial development protein 1 (gene CFDP1). Lineage: Eukaryota; Metazoa; Chordata; Mammalia; Primates; Cebidae. The record is from RefSeq and is a predicted model, not a curated record. Gene Ontology annotation, cellular component: Swr1 complex.
GUGUCGUACAGAGACCACGUGGCACUCUCUGCGCAUGUGCAAAGCGCUGUCGGGGGCCGCCCUAGCUGCUGCCGCCACCGCCCGAGCUCUAUGGUCUCUCUCUAGAGCUUUGCCGUUGGAGGUAGCUGCUGCGGUCCUGCGAGUUUUACCAGCGUUGAGCUGCAGCGACAUGGAGGAAUUCGACUCCGAAGACUUCUCCACGUCGGAGGAGGACGAGGAUUACGUACCGUCAGGUGGAGAGUAUAGUGAAGAUGAUGUAAAUGAAUUAGUGAAGGAAGAUGAAGUGGAUGGUGAAGAGCAGACACAGAAAACCAAAGGGAAAAAAAGAAAGGCCCAGAGCAUUCCAGCCAGGAAGAAAAGACCAGGUGGUCUCUCAUUAGAAGAGGAAGAGGAGGAUGCCAAUUCAGAAUCCGAGGGAAGCAGUAGUGACGAGGAAGAUGAAGCUGCAGAGCAGGAAAAAGGCAUUGGAUCAGAGGAUGCAAGGAAAAAGAAGGCGGAUGAACUCUGGGCCAGCUUCCUCAAUGAUGUGGGACCAAAAUCAAAAGUGUCCCCAAGUACACGAGUUAAGAAAGGAGAGGAGACUGAAGAGACAAGUUCAAGUAAAUUGUUGGUGAAAGCAGAAGAGCUAGAGAAACCUAAAGAAACAGAAAAAGUUAAAAUCACCAAGGUGUUUGAUUUUGCUGGUGAAGAAGUAAGGGUGACUAAGGAAGUGGAUGCUACAUCUAAAGAGGCCAAAUCCUUCUUCAAGCAGAACGAGAAAGAAAAACCACAGGCUAAUGUCCCUUCAGCUCUGCCAUCACUCCCUGCCGGGUCAGGGUUAAAAAGAUCAAGUGGCAUGAGCAGCCUUUUGGGGAAAAUUGGUGCCAAGAAGCAGAAAAUGAACACCCUUGAGAAGUCCAAACUGGACUGGGAGAGCUUCAAGGAGGAAGAGGGGAUUGGUGAAGAACUGGCCAUCCAUAAUCGAGGGAAAGAGGGGUACAUUGAACGGAAAGCUUUCCUCGACCGAGUGGAUCACAGGCAGUUUGAAAUUGAGCGAGAUCUCAGGCUGAGCAAAAUGAAACCUUGAUGUUACGGGCAAAAUCAAGAGCAGCUUAAUCCUGUUUACAAUGUGAGCUUUUUGUGCGUCUGUGAAAUGUUUUCCAGUGUUUCUCAUCAGCUGUUUCCCAGCAAGGUCUUUAUUUUCUACAUUGAAGUUCUAUGUAUCUUAAUCACAAAUGGUUUCAUCCACUUUACUUUUAAAAAUUUGUCCUUAAAUGAAUAAAUAAAAGUUGGUCCUGUGAGAGGCUGACGAAGAUGA